CACGCCCUCGGUAAGUCUCUAUAUUUUUAUAAUUUUAUACUGUGGAUAACCUUUGACACUGUAUGAAAUUUCUGUGUAGGUACGAUCCACACCGUAAGCAGAGAUGGGAUGGCAAGGUGGGGCUCUGGUCUUUCACGGAGAAGUAUAAGGCACAACGUAAGAGCAAGAAUAGAGCCAAGGGGGAAAUUUGCACACGCAAUCUUGAUACCGUCGAUCGAAAUGUCUACAAGGACUAUCUGAUCACCAAGGUGUUCCCAGCUAUCAAGUCGAAGUGGCCAAGGAAGGACCGUCGCCAGUUCAUCUUCGUGCAACAAGAUAAUGCGAAGCCGCACGUGUCGCCAACCGAUCCGGACGUUGUCGCAGCGGGAACAGAAGGAGGGUGGAACAUCAGGCUGUUAUGCCAAACAGCCAACUCACCCGAGCUCAAUUGCCUUGACUUGGGAGUUUUUGCUUCAAUGCAAAGCAUUCAACACCGUCUACCAAGGAAGGGCAUCGAUGCGCUUAUAGCGUCGGUUGAGGACGCAUUUCGGGAGCUCAAACCCGACACUGUGGACAACAUCUUUCUUACGCUAGAGGCGUGCAUGCGGGCAAUCUUGGAGGAGGCUGGCGGCAAUCUCUACAAGCUUCCACACUUGGGGAAGGCCAAACUCCGACGUGCGAAUGAGCUACCGGUAAGUCUAUCGUGUAGUAGAGAGCUGUAUGACGCCGCACUUGCGUUACUCCAAUCUUCAAACCGUGGUAGUGAUCUGUUCUUUAAAUGAAAAGUACUUCGAAGUAGAUACCUUUCUCCUUCUUUGAACUCAAAGUACACUUUAUAAAUUAGUAUUUGUCGUGUAUAAGAUUCGGCCGUCACAGAAAAACUGCCGACCUAUCAUAAUGACUUCCGGUGAUCAUUUCUGCCAGAUCUCCUCAAGACGAUCUUCUCUCGUCCUCUUCUUGUCCCUCCUCCGAUGACCAUGUUCGCCAGGCUUGCUAUGGCUGCGACCCUCGUCGGCGCGGUUGCAGCCGGCGCGCCGGCGGACGACGCGCACCGCGUGGCCGUGUUCGACGCGGCGGUGCAGGAGCUGGCGCCCAAGCCGCCCAGCGCCUUCGACAUGUACAUCCUGGCGCAGAGCUGGCAGCCGGCCUUCUGCUUCGGCAAGGAGCAGCAGUACCCGGGCUGCCGCGCGCCGCAGAGCUUUUGGCGCUCGCACCUGACGCUGCACGGGCUGUGGCCGGAGCUGUCGGGCAGCGCGCCGCCCAGCUUCUGCUCGGGCGAGGCCUUCGACGCCGACAAGAUCGAGCGCGAGCUCGGCAUCGACACGCUGCACCAGUACUGGCCCGACGUCAAGUUCAGCGAGGCGUCCCCGCAGUACGCGGACUUCUGGAAGCACGAGUGGACCCGCCACGGCACGUGCUCGGGGCUCAAGCAGAUCGACUACUUCACGCACGCCAUCAACCUCGAGCGCAACGAGACGCUCGCGCCGACGCCGCAGCUCGUGCAGGACAAUGUCGGCGGACAGGUGGACGUCGAGAAGCUGCGCGCGGCAUUCGGGGAUGCGGCGCUCAAGUGCCAGUGCUCGCACGCGGGCGGUGGCGACGACAGCGACGCCAAGCACGCCACGCUCUUCUCGCAGGUCUUCACCUGCUGGGAGAAGGACGAGCACAACGUGCCGACCCAGCGCCGCGCCUGUCCGCCGCAUAUUCACUCGGAAGACUCGUGCGGCAAAGCUGGCAGUGUGACCAUCCCGGCCUUUCCAACCGGCGACUAGCGUGACCGCGAGUGAACCGAGUCACGCGGGUCAAGUCAAGCUGCGGAAUAGUGCAAGAACGCGCUGACUACCUCACGAUAGUCGGCGCCGUGAGCCACGAGCGCACGCUGCCGCAUCCUCACGACUUGACCGGGUAGCGUUGCUCUAAACCAAUGUACAUUCGUUCCCAACCCACCACGCGGCAUUUCAUAUCGGCGUGCGUGCGAAGGUUCCUCCUGUUGCAGCGGGGGGACCACCCACAAGCGUCUCAUUGCACCCCGUCGUGGUUGUUGGCUCGGAGCUUUUUGGUCCGCACGUGACGGUAGCUCGUGUCGUGGCUGUCGUUGCCCUCGUCCUGUCUUGAUUGAACUUGGUGGUUUACUUGAAUGCAACGCCCGCCACGCUAGCUGCAGCUGCAGCGGGGCGGCCACGGUUGGUGCUUGCACUGCGUUGGACGCUGUGGUUGGUAAUCGGUUGCACUUGUUGCACAGGUGCAUCGAGCUUUCCCGUGGUCCCAUUGCAAUGCUGUAGACGCGCGUGACCUCGCCGCUCGAAACGCAAGAGCUGUCAGAAGCAUUGAAAGUCUUGAUAUCAUUACGCCGGUCCUGCCGAGCAUUUAUUGAUCGUUUGUAGUACACUACUUCGUGUCGCUAACUUAUCUACACUAAUACGCCAUGCCACCAAAAAGAACACACAGCUCACUCCACUAGUCUAGCACAUGGAGGAUCGCACCAGCGAGACACGCAGUGGCGGCAGCACUGCCGUCGAUGUUGCUACUGUCACGGGGGACACACUGCGUGGCUGGGUUGAGUAGGACGCACGACGGGAGACGUCGUCCGUGACGGUCAACUUGGGCAGCUUGCACACCACGGGCGUGGUGGCCGUGGCCGCCGGAGCGUACCGGGAGUUGAAGAGCGUCGGCACUGCCUGACGCUGGAAGUGGUAGGAGAUCUGUGGCUCCGUGAGCUCCACAGAUGACGGGUAGCCCUGCAACUGCUGCUGCUGCUGCUGGGCUCGGACGACGCUGUUGAUGUCGUCGUAGCUGCGCUUGCGGGCAAUGGAGGCCGCAGGCUUGGGGCUGCUCUGCGUCGGAGCCAGCUUGGGGCUGUCCUUGACAACGACACCGUUGCUGGCGGCCUCGAGCGCUUGCUCCUCCUCCUCGAUGCUCUUGAUGAAAGCCUGGCGGAGGGUAGUGAGGUGGAUGGC
Phytophthora sojae is the source of this 2936-nucleotide messenger RNA. RefSeq lists its product as hypothetical. NCBI's taxonomy places the organism in Eukaryota, Oomycota, Peronosporomycetes, Peronosporales, Peronosporaceae. The transcript has a single exon. Gene Ontology annotation, cellular component: extracellular region. Bases 951 to 1751 code for a protein of 266 amino acids. Gene Ontology annotation, biological process: RNA catabolic process. Gene Ontology annotation, molecular function: ribonuclease T2 activity; RNA binding. The record is from RefSeq and is a predicted model, not a curated record.